This is a messenger RNA of Armigeres subalbatus, 767 nucleotides long. RefSeq names its product chymotrypsin inhibitor Ani s 6-like. The coding region runs from base 72 to 449 and encodes 125 amino acids. The transcript is spliced from 2 exons. The record is from RefSeq and is a predicted model, not a curated record. Lineage: Eukaryota; Metazoa; Arthropoda; Insecta; Diptera; Culicidae.
AUAAAAACCCUUCCCAGUGGCAAUCAAUUCAUCAGUUCGGAUCCUGUGUCGCUCCUGUCAAUCAAGUCAACAUGAAAUUCGCAGCCAUUGCCAUCCUCGUUGCUUCCGUUUGCAUUCAUUCAGUUUUCAGUUUGCCUCCACCACCGGGCUGCCGAAAAUGCCAUUGUAAACUACCUUUCGAGGAGUACCAAGUAUGUGGAACGGGCUGUCCCAAGACCUGCGACAAUCUUCUGGGGGGAGUGUGCGCCACAGUUUGCGUUCCGGGAUGUUUCUGUAAGGAAGGAUACGUUCGCAACCGUGAGGGAUUCUGUGUGCUUCCUGAGCAAUGUCCUUGUGCCACCACCACUACUCCGGAGCCAACCACUACCACUGAACCUUGCACUACGACCACACCGGAGCCAACCACCACUACCGAGCCUUGUACCACACCAUGCCCGAAUGCGGUUUAAAGAAAUCGUUUAGCUGUGGCUAACUGUAAUAAACAGAAAUCAAUAACUCAAUCCUUCAUAGGUUUCAAAUAACCUUGGCGACAGUAACAUUUAUUGGCAACAAAAUUUUAAAUUGUUUAAUUCGGAAAAGGCUCUUUUGAAUGAAUUAGCGCAUUAUCGUAAAAAUAGGAUUCUACUUAAUUUAAUAAAACUCUACAACAGUGUCAGUGUUUUCGUUCAUCAAUAUUUUUCCCUUUACUAUUUUCGACGCUUUUCUAGAAGCCAUGUUGGAGUCACAUUUUUACACGUCAAUCUCCGUGAUUUUGGUAGUGCACGAAG